Molecule: messenger RNA, 1889 nt
Organism: Eubalaena glacialis (North Atlantic right whale)
Lineage: Eukaryota; Metazoa; Chordata; Mammalia; Artiodactyla; Balaenidae
Product: prolyl-tRNA synthetase associated domain-containing protein 1
Exons: 2
Coding region: 92-607 (171 amino acids)
Molecular function (GO): aminoacyl-tRNA deacylase activity
Source: RefSeq, a predicted model, not a curated record
CUGGGCUGGCAGUUCGUGGACUGCGGGAGGCCACGCCCAGUUCUUCCGUCCGGUCUCUCGCCACCGCAUCAGCUAGCGCCACGAGGGCAGCAUGGCAGGCGGCGAGUUGCGGGCAGCGCUGGAGCAGCGCCUCGAAGCCCUGGCCAUCCGCACGGAGGUCGUGGAGCACCCGGAGGUGUUUACAGUUGAAGAAAUGAUGCCUCAUAUCCAACAUUUGAAAGGAGCACAUAGUAAGAACUUAUUUCUUAAAGACAAAAAGAAAAAAGGCUAUUGGCUGGUGACAGUUCUUCAUGAUAGACAAAUUAAUUUAAAUGAUCUUGCCAAGCAGUUAGGUGUUGGAAGUGGAAAUCUGCGGUUUGCUGAUGAAACAGCCAUGCUAGAAAAACUGAAAGUUGGCCAAGGCUGUGCCACACCGUUGGCACUCUUCUGUGAUGAUGGAGAUGUGAAAUUUGUUCUGGAUUCUGCUUUUUUGGAAGGUGGACAUGAAAAGGUGUACUUUCAUCCAAUGACCAAUGCUGCAACCAUGGGAUUGAGCCCUGAAGACUUUCUCACAUUUGUGAAGACGACGGGACACGAUCCCAUAAGACUAAAUUUUGAUAAAAACUAAUUGGGCUAAUGUUUAGAAUACAUUUAUUUCUGAAAGCUGUUUUUCUUACUUGUAAUUAUAAAAAGCAUUAAAAGUGGUAAGAUAUAUAUAGCACCUUGGUUUGGUGACUACCUAAACUACUUAAGGAGCUACUUAACUAUUUCAUCUUAAAGGAGCUGUUUUUAAAGAUAUAUUGAGGUAGUUUUAGUCAGUUCAGAGAUUCCACCCUCCCCUUCCCCCUUGACAAUUACUUGUUACAGGAAUGCCUUCAACAAUUAAGGAUGAAUUAACAUAGGGAGUUCCCUGGUGGCCUAGUGGUUGGGAUUCUAGGCUUUCACUGCCAUGGCCCGGGUUCAAUCCCUGGUCAGGGGAACUGAGAUCCUGCAAGCUGUGUGGCAGCCUAAAUUAAGUAAUUAAUUAAUUAACAUCAAAACUAAGAUUAGUUAACUAUCUAAGAUUAACUAUAUUACAUCUUCUGUAAGGUGUUUAUUAUACUUGAAAAAAGCAAGCUGCAAAAACAGCAUAUAUAAAAUUAUACAUAUGACAGUGUACAUACAGGGGAGAAAGAGGAAUAUGGGAAUAUAUUCAACUGUUAAUAGUGGUUAUCUUUGGGGAAUGAGGAUUAAGGAAUAAGAAUUCCCCAGCGAUAUAAUUAAACAUGGGGGCAAGGGCAAAACCUUCCUAUUACUGGGUGUUCGUUUUUAAACCAAUGCUUUUUUUUUCAGUGAAAAAUAAGCUAAUUUUUAAAUAAAAUUCUAUCUUUAGAAAAUUUUAAUCUGGAAAAACACUCAAAGUAGGGAUGGAAAAUGUUAUGUCAUAAUCAUUAUACUAAUGAAAUUAUAUUUUAAAACUCAGGAGCAGAAUAUACAUAGGCCAUUAAGAAGGAUUUGCUUAGUCUUCGGAGGUUACAAAAUGUGAACAUGCUUGAACAAGGUUCCUCUGUCCUCUAGGCUAUAUUAAAUUUUACUCAUCCCCUUUCAACUGUGGCAUCUAAAGCAGUAUAAGAACCCAGGAUUAUGUAUUGUCAGUUGUCAUAUAGAAGCUAGUUCAAAAACAGGAAAAUUGAUGUACUUUUCCACCGCACUUAGAUUCAAACAAAACCCCAGUUGAGGGUCUGACUAGACUAGGCUACAAAAUAGCCUAGAGGUCUUAGGAAAAUUCUCGUUUCCUCUAGAGUACAAUCAAGUGGGAUAUUUGAGAGAUAAUCAUAUUUUCCUAAGGUUGAACACUCAAAAAAAUAAUUUGCUUCUGGUAGAGAAAUUGUACUUAAUUUGUACCAAUUUGCAUUACUGAAAGGCAAAAG